Molecule: messenger RNA, 1269 nt
Organism: Nelumbo nucifera (sacred lotus)
Lineage: Eukaryota; Viridiplantae; Streptophyta; Magnoliopsida; Proteales; Nelumbonaceae
Product: putative axial regulator YABBY 2
Biological process (GO): abaxial cell fate specification; multicellular organism development; cell fate commitment
Cellular component (GO): nucleus
Source: RefSeq, a predicted model, not a curated record
AGUAUAGAGAGUCUCACCCACUCAUUCACUCAAUCAUAAUUCUCUCUCUCUUUCCCUCUCUCUUUCAGAUUCAGAGGCGCACACACAGAGUGUCACACCCACACACAUACAAGAGCAGACAGAACCUAGAACCAGCCAAUCCAGAAAAACCGCUUUUUUCCACAUCAUAAAACCACUCCUCCGUACUCCCACCUUGCUAUCCUCCACUCCGGUUUUUCCUCCCGACCCGACCAAUCCCAUCGCUCAUCUUUGUUAUUUGUACAAAAGAUCUCUAUACUCCUUAAAAAUCCAACCACAUCCCCCACCAUUCUUUCUCUCUCCCUCGUUACUCCUGCUGCUGCUGGCUUCUUUCUCCACAGCUUUGUUCAUCUUCAUUAUCUCCUUUCCUUUUCUAGCCAAUUCUCUCGGAUCUGGAGAUCGAAAAUUCACCAGAAAAUGUCACUCGACGUCGCAUCUGAACAUGUUUGCUAUGUCCACUGCAACUUUUGCAACACUAUUUUAGCGGUUAGCGUUCCAAGCACCAGUUUGUACAAUGUUGUAACGGUUAGAUGUGGGCAUUGUGCUAACCUGCUGUCUGUGAACAUGGGUGCUCUACUACAGCCACUCCCUCUUCAAGAUAUUCAGUUGCAGAAUCACAAUUCAAGCUCUGAAGAUUCUACUAAGGGUUCUGGUUCCUCUUCCAAAUGCAACAAGGUUUCCAUGUUGGACACUGCAGAGAACGACCAACCCCGAAUGCUUCCAAUGCGCCCAGCCCCAGAGAAGAGACAGCGUGUUCCUUCGGCGUAUAACCGAUUUAUUAAGGAGGAGAUUCAAAGGAUAAAGGCCAGUAACCCUGAAAUUAGCCAUAGGGAGGCCUUUAGCACUGCAGCAAAAAAUUGGGCUCAUUUUCCUCACAUUCAUUUUGGGUUAACACUCGAUGGAAAUAAGCAUGUAAAACUUGAUGAAGCAAUUGUUGGGGAAGGACCGAAAAAGACUCAAGGGUUCUACUAAGACAACAUAUCUUGUCACUAGAAUCAAGUUUCUAGUACCCUGAGGAUCACCAAGCCUCCUAACCCAAGAGGUAGGAACUGUUGAACCUCUUAAGGAUCUCUACUGCUCUCCUCCUAUUUCUUCUCUAAUUCCUUUGAAGGGUUGGUUUUCUUAUAUUUGUGAUUUCUUUUAUGAUGAACUUAAUAAUUAAGGUAAAUAAUAAAUUAUUGUGAAUGCAAAACUGAUGAACACAUUCUCCUUGAUAACUAAGGGCCUCAUUCGGUUUUGCUUACUUUUAAA